GGGGUCCUUCCGUGCGCGUUGAUAUGAUUGGCCGACGAAGACUGGUCCUCUUUUCCUCUCUGGUUGCUUGAGGAUCACCGGCCAUCAUGAAUGACACGGUAACCAUCCGGACCAGGAAAUUCAUGACCAACCGACUACUUCAGCGGAAACAAAUGGUCAUCGAUGUUCUUCACCCUGGAAAGGCAACAGUACCUAAGACAGAAAUUCGGGAAAAACUAGCCAAAAUGUACAAGACUACACCAGAUGUCAUCUUUGUAUUUGGAUUCAGAACCCAUUUUGGUGGUGGCAAGACAACUGGCUUUGGCAUGAUUUAUGACUCCUUAGAUUAUGCAAAGAAAAAUGAACCCAAACACAGACUUGCAAGACAUGGUCUGUAUGAGAAGAAAAAGACCUCCAGAAAACAGCGAAAGGAACGCAAGAACAGAAUGAAGAAAGUCAGGGGGACUGCAAAGGCCAAUGUUGGUGCUGGCAAAAAGAAGAAAUGAAGUGUCUGGCAGUGAGCUGGAGAUUGGAUAACAGAAGGAGUAAAGACUCUUCAAUGACUUGAUCCGUGAUUGUGCAGAUUUUACCAGAGGAUUAAUAAAACUAAAAACUUUGAUAUGUUUGGUUGUUUGAAAUAUAUUUGAAGUUUACUGAAGUGUUACAAAAUCAGUUCUGCUGUUAUGACAGAUUUAGAUUGAUGCUCAGGGUUCACAUUAAACAUUCCAUCAUGAAAACUCAA
Choloepus didactylus (southern two-toed sloth) is the source of this 721-nucleotide messenger RNA. It is a transcript of the gene RPS24, whose product is annotated as ribosomal protein S24. The record is from RefSeq and is a predicted model, not a curated record. The transcript is spliced from 8 exons. Lineage: Eukaryota; Metazoa; Chordata; Mammalia; Pilosa; Megalonychidae. Gene Ontology annotation, biological process: translation. Bases 87 to 485 code for a protein of 132 amino acids. Gene Ontology annotation, molecular function: structural constituent of ribosome. Gene Ontology annotation, cellular component: ribosome.